AUGGCUUCCGCUGCGGAUCUUCCUGUUGCUGUUGAGGGGCUUUCUCUGCAAUCGACCUCCGAAACCUCCAAGUUUCCUAACUGCUACCCUUCCCUGAACCCCGUGGAUAUCUACAGAGAACAUAUCGCGGAGCAGCUGGGCACGGCGGCCGGUAUCGAGCCAGAGAAGAUCUACACCCGGUUGCAAUGGACCAACACGCUGGAGAAGGGUGAUCUCGUGUUGCCGGUUCCGUCCUUGCAAAUCAAGAAGAACCCCCAGGAACUCUGCAAGGAGCUCGCCGAAAAGUUCCCCGAAUCAGACCUCAUCCUUCCUCCUACCCCCUUCGGUGCUCACCUGCAAUUUUUUUUCAAACCCCAGGGGCUUACUCACACGGUUGUCAGACGUAUCCUGAAGGAGAAGGCUGUGUUUGGUACCAAUGGUAACCAGGGUCUGCGGGAUCCCUCAGACCCCUCGAAGGGCCGCAAGAGGAUGAUCGUCGAGUUCUCUUCACCCAACAUUGCCAAACCAUUCCAUGCUGGCCAUUUGCGGAGUACUAUCAUUGGAGGUUUCCUGGCCAACCUCUUCACCGUGAUGGGAUGGGACGUGAUCAAGAUGAACUACCUGGGUGACUGGGGUAAGCAGUAUGGUCUGCUUGCCAAUGGAUACAAGCGCUUCGGUAACGAGGAGCAGUUGACGAAAGACCCGAUCAAUCAUCUGUUUGACGUUUAUGUGAAGGUGAACAGCAUUGUCUCCGAGCAGGAGACUCCCAUCAAGGAGCUGAAGGAGCAAAUCAAGGCGAAGAAAGAGAAUGACGAAGAUGUCUCUGGACUCGAGCAGGAGCUCGCCAAGCUUGUUGAUGUCAGCGAGGAUGAGAAGGCUCGCCGCUACUUCAAGAGCAUGGAGGACGGCGACCAAGAUGCCCUGGCCCUCUGGCGGCGAUUCCGUGAUCUUAGUAUUCAGAAGUACCGACAAACAUAUGCCCGUCUGAACAUUGAUUUCGAUGUCUACUCUGGCGAGUCCCAAAUCAAGAACGAGAGCAUGACUUCUGCCUACAAGAUCCUAGAGGAGAAAGGUAUCGUCGAGAAGUCUGACGGAGCUGUCAUCGUCGACUUCACGAAGCAUGGUGCCAAGAAGCUUGGAAAGGCCAUUAUUGUUCGCAAGGACGGCACACCCCUCUAUUUGACUCGGGACAUUGGCGCGAUCACGGAGCGUGACGAGACCUACCACUUCGACAAGAUGAUCUACGUUGUUGCCGCACAGCAGGACCUUCAUCUGGCUCAGCUCUUCAAGGUUACUGAGUUGAUGGGCCACAAAAAUCUGGCUAGCCGCUGUCAGCACAUCAACUUCGGUAUGGUUCGUGGAAUGAGCACCCGAAAGGGCACUGUCAAGUUCUUGGAUGACAUUUUGCGGGAUGUUGCGGACAAGAUGCAUGAAGUCAUGAAGAAGAACACGGAGAAAUACGAGCAGGUCGAGAACCCUGUGCAGACGGCCGACAUUCUGGGUAUCACCUCUGUCAUGGUGCAGGAUAUGACUGGCAAACGGGUUAACGGCUAUGACUUCAACCUGGAGGCCAUGACCUCCUUCGAGGGUGACACCGGUCCUUAUCUGCAAUACGCCCACGCGCGUCUUUGCUCCAUUGUGCGCAAGUCUGGAUUGAACGUGAACGAGCUUGACACGGCCAACCUGGACCUCCUUACCGAGACGCAUGCCCACGAUCUUGUGCGUAUGCUGGCGCAGUGGCCUGACGUCCUGCUGAACACCGUGCGUACGAUGGAACCGACUACCGUUCUUACGUACCUGUUCCGCAUGACCCACAUCCUGAGCUCGAGCUACGACGUGCUCAAGGUUGUGGGCAGUGAGGAAGAGCUAAAGAAGGCCCGUAUGGCUCUGUACGAAGCUGCCCGACAGGUUCUUAAUAACGGAAUGCGGGUGCUUGGUCUGAGCCCUGUUGAACGGAUGUGA
Molecule: messenger RNA, 1941 nt
Organism: Aspergillus tanneri
Lineage: Eukaryota; Fungi; Ascomycota; Eurotiomycetes; Eurotiales; Aspergillaceae
Product: arginine--tRNA ligase
Exons: 4
Coding region: 1-1941 (646 amino acids)
Biological process (GO): mitochondrial translation; arginyl-tRNA aminoacylation
Cellular component (GO): cytoplasm; mitochondrion
Molecular function (GO): ATP binding; arginine-tRNA ligase activity
Source: RefSeq, a predicted model, not a curated record